Messenger RNA from Poecilia latipinna (sailfin molly), 1195 nucleotides. It is a transcript of the gene lsm12b, whose product is annotated as LSM12 homolog b. Gene Ontology annotation, molecular function: RNA binding. Bases 58 to 648 code for a protein of 196 amino acids. The transcript is spliced from 5 exons. The record is from RefSeq and is a predicted model, not a curated record. NCBI's taxonomy places the organism in Eukaryota, Metazoa, Chordata, Actinopteri, Cyprinodontiformes, Poeciliidae.
CCUACGACAUCACGUUGCCUUACGUAAAGCAAGCGCUCCGGUUUCCUGGCGGAGAAGAUGGCGGCUCCUGGACCGGGGGAGUAUUUCAGCGUCGGGAGCCAUGUCUCUUGCCUCACCUGUUUGGGCCAACAGCUACAGGGAGAAGUGGUCGCGUUUGACUACCAGUCCAAGAUGUUAACCUUGAAAUGUGCUUCCUCCAGCGGUAAGCCGAACCUCAACGACGUUAUCCUGAUCAACUUAGCCUAUGUAUCUAAGGUGGACAUAAUACAUGACCGUACUGAGACUCCACCUCCUCUAGCAUCACUGAAUGUUGGCAAGCUUGCCAAUCGAGCACGGACAGAAAAGGAAGACAAGUUGUCCCAAGCCUAUGCAAUCAGUGCUGGGGUUUCUGUGGAGGGCCAGCAGCUAUUCCAGACUAUUCACAAAACCAUCAAAGAGUGUAAAUGGCAGGAGAAGAACAUUAUUGUGAUGGACGACGUUGUAAUCUCGCCGCCUUAUCAGGUUGAGAACUGCAGAGGCAAAGAGGGAAGCGCUUUAAGUCACGUACGCAAAAUAGUUGAGAAACAUUUUAGAGACGUGGAAAGUCAGAAGUCCAUGCAACGUUCACAAGCACAGCAAACACAGAAGGACUCCACUUUAUCUUCUUGAGUUGGCAGUGCGGAUCGGCCGGGGGAAGGCGACGCGGGUGAUUCUGUUCCCACUGCCAGACAAAGUCGGCAUUCCUUGUCCUCAGUCCGAGACCACAAGGAGGAGCGCUGAGGGCCCUGGAUCCUGAAGAUCAAAAUACCAUUAAAUGAAAAAGACAAAAAAAGAGAGAGAAGAAAGAUUAAAUCUUAAAUUAGACUUUAUAAAGAAUAAUUUAAACAUGAUCCAUAAAGCAAACCAUAGUUUCCUUAACUAACUUGUCUCAUCCCGCCCCACCUCCCUCCUCCAUUCCUUCUCCCUCUUCUCGUCCCCUAAAACCUUUUUUUUUUCUUUUUCUGCCCUCCUCCUUUUGCCUUCAGUUCCAUUUCAAAGAAAAAACUAGAGCAGUCAGAAAGGCUUGUUAGCUUUAUUUUCUGUCAUUGUUUCCUUUUUUUUCUGUAUCCAUGUUCUACUGUCUGUAUUUUCUGUAUUUUAAAACAAAAUGUGACUUGAAAUGCCACACUUUAAAGGACAUUUUCUAAAAUAAAAGUAACAAAAAUUCUGACUGUAA